UCCACCGUGAUCAUAUUCACUGAAAUAUGGAUCAAAUUAUCAACGCCGUUCCAGGUGUUGCUCUAUCAACCGUAGUUGGCCAGUUAGUGGUAGCCAUAACAAAUGCAAGAAAGACGGCCAAAAGAUUUAAACCCCUUCUCAAUCAUCUCAGAGAUACAGUUAAUUUUAUUACACCAAGGGUCGAGGAGAUAAACCGGUCCGCUAAUUCUCAUGAAAUCCAGAAGCUGUUGAAUCUUUUGAAUCAAGCAAAGGAAACCGUUGAUAAAUCCUCUAGAGUAAGCUCCUGGAAUAUUAGCAAGAAGUACAAGUUCGCCCAAGAGCUCAUUGAACUGGAUUCUUCGAUUCGAACAACGUUGGAUGUAUUCUUUCCGGUUAUGAUAUAUGGAGACACUAGAAAAAUCCUGGAUUCCGUUGAUCAACUGAAGAUGAUGUUUUCGAUUUUCUUUUAUGUUAUGCUUGAACAUCUUCAUUCAGGUGCUAAAAGCACCGGUGGUGCUAUCUUUGAUCUGAUUCGAGAUAAAAUUGUACAUUCUCAGCCUGCAGAAGUUGUAAACGACAUAGCUUUAUGGAAGAGAAAGGAGAUAAGCGGAUCGCUUCUUGUAAGCUCAACUGCAACAUGGCUAUUGCAGCACGUUUGUGAAUACAAUUUUCUCACUAUUGCUUCGUGGGGAGCCAUUUUCGUUGUCACUUCAUUGUUCAUUUGGAGAUAUGUGAACAGAUUUCUUGACCGGGAAGAAGCAAGCAAAUCAAGAUUGGAAAAGCUCCGAGAGCAAGUCGCCAUGGAGACCGCAAACGCUUGUUGGGAAGUGACUGAUAAAGUAAUAAGAUGGGUAUUUGAUGCGACUGAUGUUGAGGCAAAUUGGACUGUAUUUCCUCAAAGCGUUGCCUUACUUCUACUUUUCUCCUAUGUGGGAAGCUUCUUUGAUCUCCCAACACUUUGUGGAGUUGUUAUGACGGGUACGACAGUUCCUGUGAUAGUGGCAAAGCAUGGGGAUCGAAUUAUGCCAUUUGGGAGUACGGUUGGAAAAGUGUGCGAGAUGCUUGUGGAGAAUCUAACCAAUACAAUGAAGAACGUUGGUAAAGAGGAAAUUAGGAAGAAGAAAAUGAAAAAACAAUACUAAUAUAUAUAUAGGUUAUGAUCCACUUCUAUUAAGUAAAAUGGGAAUUAAAAGUAAGACCAUGAGAUAAUAUAGAACGCAAUAUGAGGGAGAACAAUCUUUAUAUUGCUUGUAUUGUCUAAGAAUGAACAUGGCCUCUGAUUAUAGGGCUUUAAACAUCAUAAGAUAUAUAAAUUUAAACUUCAAAAGUCACCCUACAUUGAAUAGAGUUCU
This is a messenger RNA of Hibiscus syriacus, 1331 nucleotides long. Its product is annotated as reticulon-like protein B4. Lineage: Eukaryota; Viridiplantae; Streptophyta; Magnoliopsida; Malvales; Malvaceae. The coding region runs from base 27 to 1121 and encodes 364 amino acids. The transcript is spliced from 4 exons. The record is from RefSeq and is a predicted model, not a curated record.